Molecule: messenger RNA, 1510 nt
Organism: Lathyrus oleraceus (garden pea)
Lineage: Eukaryota; Viridiplantae; Streptophyta; Magnoliopsida; Fabales; Fabaceae
Product: ATP-dependent RNA helicase DEAH11, chloroplastic
Exons: 2
Coding region: 602-1510 (302 amino acids)
Source: RefSeq, a predicted model, not a curated record
AUCACUCAAACAUAAAUGCAAUUGAUGACAAGGAGCUCCUGAUGUUUUUUGAAAAGAAUACCUCAGGUUCUAUAUGUGCUGUGUACAAGUUCCAAGGAAUGGGGAAGGAUCCUCCAGAUAGAGAAAAGUGGGGCAAGAUAACAUUUUUGUCCCCUGAUGCUGCCAAAAGAGCCGUUGAGCUGGAUGGAGACGAGUUUUGCGGCUCGAACUUGAAAAUACUUCCUUCACAAUCAGCUAAUGGGAGGGGAUAAAACAUUCUUAUUUCCUGAAGUUAAAGCAAGAAUUUUCUGGCCUCGCAGACUUAGCAGAGGAUUUGGCAUAGUUAUAUGUGAUAAAAAUGAUGUCAAUUUCAUGUUGAGAGAUUUUUAUAACCUUGCAAUUGGAGGGAGGUAUGUUCGUUGUGCACCUAGUAAUAAGUCAAUGGACGGUAUUAUGAUAAGUGGGCUUGACAGAGAGCUUCAAGAAACAGAAAUUUUGGAUGUACUAAGAAAUGCUACAAGUAGAAGGAUUCUGGACUUUUUUGUGGUGAGGGGAGAGGCUGUUGGAAAUCCACCCUGGCAGUGCCUGCGAAGAGGCACUCUUUAAAGUAAUUUCCCCCUUAAUGCCCAAGGUAGACCCUCAUAUUAGUUCUUGCCGUGUUCAGGUAUUUCCACCUGAGCCAAAGGAUUCUUACAUGAGAGCUUUAAUUAAUUUUGAUGGAAGAUUACAUUUAGAAGCAGCUAAAGCUUUGGAAGAAAUUGAAGGAAAGGUAUUACCCGGAUGUCUUUCAUGGCAAAAGAUAAUGUGUGAACAGUUGUUUCAUAGCUCCUUGAUAUUUCCUGCACCAGUGUAUCACGUGAUUGCGGAACAAUUGGAAAAAAUACUUGCAAACUUCAACAAUUUAAAUGGUCUUGAGUGGAACCUAAACAGAACUGCUAAUGGUUCCCACCGACUGAAGAUAACAGCCAAUGCCACCAAGACAGUGGCAGAAGUUAGGAGACCUCUGGAAGAACUGUCGAGAGGAAAACUCAUUGACCAUGGAAGCCUUCCUCCCGCAGCUCUACAACUCAUUUUGUCCAGAGAGGGCAUUAGUCUUAAAUGCUCCAUACAGCAAGAGACCAAAACAUACAUAGUUUUUGACAGGCCCAGCCUGAACUUAAGAAUUUUUGGUUCACCAGAAAAGAUUGCUUUGGCUCAGCAGAAGUUAAUUCAAUCUCUACUCUCCCUCCAUGAAGAAAAGCAGUUAGUAAUCCCUCUGAGAGGGAGGGACCUACCUCCCGACUUGAUGAAACAAGUGGUUAAGAAUUUUGGGCCAGAUCUUCAAGGGCUAAAAGAGAAGGUACCUGGGGCUGAUCUCAAACUUAACACACGCCAACAGGCAAUUUUUCUCAAUGGUAACAAGGAGUUGAAACCAAGAGUAGAGGAAAUAACUUUGGAGGUUGCGUGUUCAAGCAUUCAUUUAGUUGAGAGACUCGACACAGGACCUAGUUGCCCAGUUUGCUUUUGUGAGGUUGAGGCGUUUGACUUCUAA